Molecule: messenger RNA, 610 nt
Organism: Atta colombica
Lineage: Eukaryota; Metazoa; Arthropoda; Insecta; Hymenoptera; Formicidae
Product: histone-lysine N-methyltransferase SETMAR-like
Exons: 2
Molecular function (GO): nucleic acid binding
Source: RefSeq, a predicted model, not a curated record
AUGUUCAGUGGUGCUGACACUUCAGCGCAGAUCAAAGCCGAGUUAAACGAAGUUCAUGGGAACUCUGCUCCUGCAUUGAAGACUAUUUAUUUUUGGAUAAACGAAUUUAAACGUGGCCGAACCUGCACUGAAGACGAAGCGCGUUCCGAACGACCUGUUGAGAUUACCACAUUGGAUAUCGUGGAAAAAAUCCAUAGUAUGAUUAUGGAAAAUCGUCGAAUGAAGGUGCGUAAGAUUGCUGAGGCUGUAGUCAUCUCCACGAAGAGAGUGCAUAACAUCUUGCACGAAAAAUUGCAUGUAAAAAAGCUGUGUGCACGAUGGGUGCCGCGAUUGCUUACUCUCGAUCAAAAACGCAUGCGAAAGGACAUUUCAAUGCAGUGUUUGGUGAUGUUUAAGCACAAUCCGCAGGACUCUUGGCGUCGAUUCGUGACUAUGAACGAAACUUGGAUCCAUUAUUACACUCCUGAGACGAAGCAGCAGUCAAAGCAGUGGAUAAUGUUUGGUGAAAGUGCGCCGAAAAAGGCGAAGACUGUUUUGUCGGUUGGAAAGAUGAUGGCCACUGUUUUUUGGGAUUCUCAAAGAAUUAUCCUAAUUGACUACUUGCAGAAAG